Messenger RNA from Eurypyga helias (sunbittern), 2292 nucleotides. RefSeq names its product checkpoint with forkhead and ring finger domains, E3 ubiquitin protein ligase (gene CHFR). Gene Ontology annotation, molecular function: ubiquitin-protein transferase activity; protein binding. Gene Ontology annotation, biological process: protein ubiquitination; mitotic cell cycle checkpoint signaling; ubiquitin-dependent protein catabolic process. Bases 1 to 2043 code for a protein of 680 amino acids. The record is from RefSeq and is a predicted model, not a curated record. Gene Ontology annotation, cellular component: nucleus. NCBI's taxonomy places the organism in Eukaryota, Metazoa, Chordata, Aves, Eurypygiformes, Eurypygidae. The transcript has 17 exons.
AUGGAGCACUCGGAAGGGGGCGAGCAGAGCCAACAGCAGCAGCCCUGGGGCAAGCUGAUCCGGCUGGGUGCUGAUGAGGCAGAGCCGCACGUCUUGCUGCUGAAAAGAGAAUGGACAAUUGGCCGGAAGAAAGGUUGUGACUUAUCUUUCCCUGGCAACAAGUUGGUGUCUGGAGAUCACUGUAAAAUCGUAGUGGAUGAAGAAUCUGGUCAAGUGUCUUUGGAAGAUACAAGUACUAAUGGAACAGUAAUUAAUAAACUCAAAGUGGUGAAGAAGCAGACAUACCCUUUACAGACUGGGGAUGUGAUCUAUGUUGUUUACAGAAAAAAUGAGCCAGAGAACAAUGUUGCUUAUCUUUAUGAAUCCUUAAACACAAAACAUGAUGCAACUCAAGAACCAGUAGCUGUAGAAGUUAAUGUAGAAAACCAAUGCCAUGUGACCAAAGAUACCUCAAGUACAAGAAGAAGUAAUGAUGAGACCCAAAUUACCUCAUCACAGUCAGCUACUCAGUCUUGCUAUGAGGAACCACAGCCAUCUACUUCUACAUCUAACCUCUUUAAUGCUUCUUCUACCUCUCUUAUUGAGUCUGCAUCUGCUCAGCAGGAUAAUCCUUCUACAUCUGGAUCACAAUCCUCAGUUUUCACUCCUGUGCCUGCUCUCCCCAUCUUAGAAUCCAUGUGUCUAAGAGCACUGCAUGAUGAACAUGAAAAACUGGAUAUGAAUAUGGAAACUUCUGCAGUUGCUUCGGAAGUGACUGACAAAGAAAAAGCAGAAUCGGAUUUUCAAAGGACAGGGGAGGAGGAAGGUUUGGAACCUGCAAAGAAGAAACUAAAAGGAGAUGAAGAUGCUUGUCCAAAUCUUCCACCAGCAGUUCCAAGUGAAUGUAUAAUUAAAAUUGGCUCUGAAGAUGCAAAAACAUCAAAUGUGAAACCAGAUAAGAUGGAAGAAACUUUAACUUGCAUUAUCUGCCAAGAACUGCUGCAUGACUGUGUAAGCUUGCAGCCUUGUAUGCAUACUUUCUGUGCUGCCUGCUACUCAGGAUGGAUGGAAAGAUCUUCUCUAUGUCCAACUUGUCGUUGUCCAGUAGAACGUAUUUGUAAAAAUCACAUACUUAACAACUUGGUUGAAGCUUAUCUGAUUCAGCAUCCAGAUAAAUGUCGUAAUGAAGAUGAUGUACGUAGCAUGGAUGCUAGAAACAAGAUUACUCAAGACAUGUUGCAGCCUAAGGUGCGGAGGUCUUUUUCAGACGAGGAAGGAAGUUCUGAAGAUUUGUUGGAAUUGUCAGAUGUAGAUAGCGAAUCUUCAGAUAUCAGUCAACCGUAUAUAGUCUGCCGACAGUGCCCAGGGUAUCGAAGGCACUCUGUUCCAACUCUGCCUGGCACAGGCCAAGAGACAGAAGCAGGAGGAAUGCAAGCACUGGGAGAUGCACCAUCUACGUCAGCCAACUUCCCUGCAGCUGUCCAGGAAUAUGUGUGUCCUGCUCAAGGAAGUCAUGUAAUAUGCACCUGCUGCUUCCAGCCAAUGCCUGACCGAAGAGCAGAGCGUGAACAGAAUCCUCAUGUUGCUCCUCAGCAAUGUACAGUUUGUCUGCAACCCUUCUGUCACUUAUACUGGGGCUGCACUCGGAUGGCGUGUUUUGGCUGUUUGGCACCAUUCUGUGAAAUAAAUCUUGGUGAUAAGUGUUUAGAUGGAGUCCUAAAUAACAACCACUACGAGUCAGAUAUCCUGAAGGAUUACCUGGCAUCCAGGGGUUUGACAUGGAAAAAUAUGUUAAACGAAAGUCUCUUAGCUCUUCAAAGAGGAGUUUUUAUGUUGUCAGAUUACAGAAUUACUGGGAACACAGUGCUUUGCUACUGUUGUGGCCUUCGCAGCUUUCGAGAACUUGCCUACCAGUACAGGCAGAAUAUUCCUGUUGCUGAAUUGCCAGUGGCUGUGACAUCACGUCCUGAUUGCUACUGGGGGCGCAACUGUCGAACUCAGGUCAAAGCACAUCAUGCCAUGAAAUUCAAUCACAUUUGUGAACAAACACGAUUCAAGAACUGAAUACUCGUAGUCUGUAGGGUGGGGACAAAAACCUGUUACACUGCUUGUACAGUUUAAGGUUUCAGGGGAUCUUCUCAGUUCCCCCAUAGCAGGGAAUCAAUAACUUUUUUGCAUCAGGUAAUCUGGUGUGAACUUUUUAAUCUGUAGACUUUGACAGCUGUACACGAAUAAGGUAGAGCUCUUUUUCCAAGGAAGUCCAGCAAGCAUUGCAUUCCAUCCUCGUGACUACAGUGUCCCUGCGUCACCUCA